AUGGCCGAAACGUCUGAGGAGCUUAUCCGGAACGCCGAGUGUGACACGGAGAAGCUUAACGCGGCUCUAAAGGCGAUCAGCUAUGGGGUCCCUCAAGGCCUUUCGCGAGUACCGUGGAUCGAGACGCUGGCCCUUACCAGUACGCAGGAGCCCAUCUCGGAGAAGGGCCUGAAGCCGGACGAUAGAGUUGAGAUUGAGAAGGCUAUGUACAGUCAAGUUCAAGAGAGCGUGGUAGAGGCUUUCCGGAGGUUCGCUGCUAUGGGCAUCGAGGCAAACCGCCCUGACGACUUCUAUGCUGAGAUGCUCAAAACUGAUCAACAGAUGGGCAAGAUCCGAGAGAACCUCGCUGAUCAACAGAAGCGCAUUGAAAUCGUGGAGGACAGGAAGCGGAAACAGGCCGAGAAAAAGUUUGGGAAGAAGAUGCAGGUGGCAGCAGCUCAGGCCCGAGCUGCUCAGAAACGUGAGAAUUUGGCAGAGAUCGAGAAGUGGAAAGAGGCCAAGGGGGAAGAUGAGUCCGCCAGUGUUGGAAAGACUUUGGAAAAGGUCUCCAAGAAGGGCGCUCAGCGGUCGGCUGAGAUGGAAGGUGCUAGUCACGGCAAGGGAGGGAAGGGUGGCAAGGGAGGGAAGGGUGGCAAGGGUGGCAAGGGUGGCAAGGGAAGAGUGAAUAAGAAACGCGUUGCUAAGGACAAGAAAUACGGCCAGGGUGGGCCUAAACGAGUGUUGAAGAACAACUCAGCCGACAGUUGCCGUGACGUCUCUUCUUUUAAGGCCUCUAAGCAUUCCCCCAUGGGUAAGGGGAAAGGGAAGGGGAAAGGAAAGGGUGUUAGGAAGCCUAUCAAGAAGGGCGCUGCUGCUGCUGCUGCUGGAAAACGCUGAGAAGCAGCGUAAAACGUACACUGUUUCUACCUACGUAUGUUGG
This is a messenger RNA of Perkinsus marinus ATCC 50983, 919 nucleotides long. RefSeq names its product EBNA1 binding protein 2, putative. The transcript has 7 exons. Gene Ontology annotation, cellular component: nucleolus; preribosome, large subunit precursor; nuclear periphery. The coding region runs from base 1 to 876 and encodes 291 amino acids. Gene Ontology annotation, biological process: ribosomal large subunit biogenesis; rRNA processing. The record is from RefSeq and is a predicted model, not a curated record. NCBI's taxonomy places the organism in Eukaryota, Perkinsozoa, Perkinsida, Perkinsidae.